This is a messenger RNA of Fonsecaea erecta, 558 nucleotides long. RefSeq lists its product as hypothetical. The record is from RefSeq and is a predicted model, not a curated record. Bases 1 to 558 code for a protein of 185 amino acids. The transcript has 2 exons. Gene Ontology annotation, molecular function: acyltransferase activity, transferring groups other than amino-acyl groups. Lineage: Eukaryota; Fungi; Ascomycota; Eurotiomycetes; Chaetothyriales; Herpotrichiellaceae.
AUGUCCCAUACCGAUCAAUACCACGCUAAGUACGGACGAACCGUAACGGGCCGACGUUAUCCCGGACGAGGGCGACUGAUCCUUCCCGUCAUCAAGAUCUUCCACCGCAUCGUGUCGAUCUGGAGGCCUAACCGCGCCGCCGCCGUCGCUGACCCGUCCGACCCCUUGCCCCUGACGCCGACGACGCUGCAAAGCACGCUGUGGCCAUUCAUCUCGCACUGCUACCUGUCACCGCCGCACCGACUUACGCGGUGGUCGCUCGACUGUCUCGCGGUGCACCCAGAGUUCGAGAAGCGUGGACAUGGGCGGGCGCUGGUCGUAUGGGGUCUGGACCGCGCCCGUGAAGAAGGUAUCCCAGCCGUCGUCAUGGCGGCCGCCGACAAGGAGCGGUUCUACCAGCGCUGCGGGCUGACCGAGGUGGCGGGCUGGGCCAACGACGGUGUCGAUGACCAGGGAAGAGUCAAUCCCUUGAAGGGCCGCAUCCGGGGUGGGUGUAUCCUGUAUACGCCGGUGUCGGAGGAUGAUGAGUGGGAGAGAAUGCAUUCCAAAAGGGAGUGA